Messenger RNA from Sorghum bicolor (sorghum), 2012 nucleotides. RefSeq names its product putative nuclear RNA export factor SDE5. Lineage: Eukaryota; Viridiplantae; Streptophyta; Magnoliopsida; Poales; Poaceae. The record is from RefSeq and is a predicted model, not a curated record. The transcript has 11 exons. The coding region runs from base 196 to 1698 and encodes 500 amino acids.
UGCCUCAUCCGUCCGCUCUCCUCCUUCCCUCUUUCGGUAUCUCUCUUUCUCUCUACCCUCUCGCUCCCAGAUGACUGUUGGGCCGCCGCCGCCCUAGACCAGGUUCUGAGGCUUGCGUUGGUCUCUUCGCCGGCGACGAGCACCCACCAGGUCUGACAGUUCAAAAGAGGUUCCCUCCUGGGAAAGGUCCUCAUCAUGGAUCUAUCCCAUGCGAUGACUUCAUCCAGUGACGAUGAAACCAGGGCACUUAGUACAUUGCUUGAUGUGUUCAGCUGUGCCUUUUCACUUGAUGAUAUAGCUGACGCAUAUAUCAAAGCAAAUGGCGAUGUCAACAAAGCUGGAGAUUUCUUAACCGACCUUCAACUUACGUUACCUCAUAUCAAUGAUGUUAGGUCAAGUGUCGAGACUAACCUUUCCCAUACUGACAAGGCAGUUCAAGAAAACUGUACGGACAAUUCAAGCCGACCAAAAACUCUUCCCUGGACUGAGCAGGCAGUUGAAGAAAAGCAUAUCGAGAAUUCAGAUCAAACAAAAAUGCCUGAAAAGUUGCACAAGUCUAGUGCUGCAUUUGGUACUGUCUCCAGCAUGUUAGGAAAAGAACCCACCAGGGCUGCAACAACAGUGAGUAGAGCAUCAAGAAAAGACAAACCUCUUAGGGUUGAACUGCCAGAGUACAUGCGGGAUGAUUUUAAGAUGAAAUCUGAUGAAUCUGACUCUGCACCGAGGAGAGAGACUCUGAAUGACAGAGAUGUUGAGGAGUUUUUAUUUUGCAUGCUUGGUGAAGGAUUUAAGCUCAGUAUGGAAUUGAUCCGUGAAGUUCUAGGCAGCUGUGGGUAUGAUAUUAAGAAGAGCAUGGAGGAAUUGAUGUCAUUUUAUGAAAAAGAUCCAGACAAAAAGGCAGAAGGCAAACAUAACACAAUAAAAGAUGUGGCAGUAGAAUGUUCUGUUCCAAAGGGAAGAUGCUUAGGCUCGCAGUCAAUAGUGGGAAUGCAGAGGUCAAAGCCAAAGAUUUCUCCAGGAGAGGUGAUAGAAGCAAUCUUCACUGUACCUGAUCGAUUGGAGGAGGAGCCAAAAUUAAAACGAUAUGAAUUGGGCGCAAAUCGAAACCGAGUCCCAUAUCAGAAACCAGUCCUGAAACCUCUUGAGGACAUUUCAACAUAUUCUACUGAGAUUCCUGUCAAAAUUAUCGUAGGUAGCAAAGCAUCAUCCGUGAAUGAGGAGGAAUACCAGAACUACCGCAGGGCUGCAAAGCAGCACUGGGAUAUGAUGAAGCAGUACUAUGAGAAGGCUGCUGAUGCUUUUAGGGAGGGUAACCAGAAAGAAGUUGAUUAUCUUAUACAGGAAGGCAAGCGCUGUUAUCAGAUGGCUCGAUUGGCUGAUGAGAAGUCUGCUGGGGAGAUUAUCAAGCCCAAGGAAACAGAGUCAAAAAAUGAGUUUUGUCUUGAUCUGCGCAAACAAGAUGCAGCAAAUGUAUCUAAUCUCUUGAGACUCCAUCUUAAACAGUUGGCAAACAUUCCAUCUUUUGAUUACUUGAAAGUUAUCAUUGGUGUUGAUGACGGCAGUUUCAAGAUGGGACAAAAAAGAAGAAAGGUGAUGAAGUAUGUGGAAAAGAAUUCAUUUCAGUGGACUGAAGAAGAGCCCCUCUCUGGGACCAUCCUCAUCCGGAUUAAUAAUCAGGUGGAAAAUCAGCAGGGAUAGGUUUAUGUAUACAAAGGUGGGGAUGAUCAUAGAUCGUAAUAUAAUACAUCUAAGUGCCGUUUUGAAACAAGGUGCUGUUGUUCGUUUGGCAAAUGGAGUCAUGUAAGCUGCCAUGAAUGGCAUUCCUUUUGUGCACACACUGCAGACCUUUCGAGUUAGUUAGUUGCUGGUGACCACAGAGAUAGAGGGAACCCAGGUGAUCAAAGGGUUGAAAUGAUAGCGUGACAGUUAGAUACUGAAAACAUUCUUUUGACGCUCUAUGUUACCAGUAGCUUAUGUGUUACUGUUUGCCAAUAUAUGUGGACAAUUCUUUC